Empidonax traillii (willow flycatcher) is the source of this 1098-nucleotide messenger RNA. Its product is annotated as partner and localizer of BRCA2-like. Lineage: Eukaryota; Metazoa; Chordata; Aves; Passeriformes; Tyrannidae. Gene Ontology annotation, molecular function: protein binding; DNA binding. The record is from RefSeq and is a predicted model, not a curated record. Gene Ontology annotation, biological process: double-strand break repair via homologous recombination. The coding region runs from base 448 to 1011 and encodes 187 amino acids. Gene Ontology annotation, cellular component: nucleoplasm. The transcript is spliced from 5 exons.
CUUUGCCCCCUGACUGGUUGCAGCUUAGCUCUCCUCACUACUACCUUUGUAGUGUCUGAAAUUAUCUUUUUAUUAAUGUGUUACUCUCUCAGUUGCUUUAGCAAUUGGAAAAGGUGCAAGGGAUUUCUAAAAAUCAACUAUAAAGACUUGUUCAUUCACCCCAGAGCUGGCAGACUGAGUAAAUAUGGGCUGAUUUGUAUAUGCUAUGGCAUGUUUGAGUGGUGCUUCCUUCUGUCAUGGUAUGUGCUUGUCUCCUGAUUUAGGACCUUGCUUUAUUCUUCUGAGACUGACUUGUUCAAGCACUCCCUAGUGAAAUCUGGGAAUAUAAAAGCAGUUGUUGGGCUAAAGGACCAGAGGGUAGUGAGCAGCAUCAGGACCCUGCAGGAGCAGCAAGUGGAGUUGGUGUGGCUCUCAGGGACAGGAGGGAGCAAGGACAGGCAGACCCUGAUGCCCCCUGAAGAAACUGUUACAGCCUUUGCUGAAGUAGAAGGGAUGAGAGAGGCCUUGGUGGGCACCACUGCAGCCAACAGCAUCGUGGUGUGGAAUCUGAAAACGGGCCAGCUCCUGAGGAAGAUGCACGUUGGUUAUUCCUACCCAGCUUCCAUCUGCCAUCGAGCAUAUUCCGACUCUGGCCUUCUGUUUGUUGUUUUAAGCCAUCCACAUGCCAAAGAGAGCGAAUCCUGUGGAAACCCAGCGUUCCGCGUGGUGGCCUUCAACCCCAGGACAGGCAGGAGCCGGGGGGUGAUGUUCUCCUCCCUCCCACCGAGCCCUGCAGGGAGGUACCUGGAGGGUGACGUGUGGGACACGGCGGGAGCGGCGGUGCUGACGUCGGGCGCCGUGGCCGUGUGGGACCUGCUGCGGGGCUGCUGCACGGCGCUGCUGCCCCCGGGCCCCGCGGGGCGCUGGGCCCUGGCGCGCUGGGCCACGGCCGGGGCCGGGCUGCUGGCCGGGCAGCGUGAUGGCACCGUCCGGCUGUACCGCUACCGGCAGCCCCAGCCGGGAGCCGCCUGACGGGGCAGGACCCCAUCACCGGUACCCCGAUGCUGCUGGGGCUGCGUGUGCCAGGUGUGUGUGAUGCCAUUAAACGUUGCCUUUGGA